Tremella mesenterica DSM 1558 is the source of this 606-nucleotide messenger RNA. RefSeq lists its product as uncharacterized. Gene Ontology annotation, biological process: mitochondrial translational termination. The transcript has 3 exons. Lineage: Eukaryota; Fungi; Basidiomycota; Tremellomycetes; Tremellales; Tremellaceae. Gene Ontology annotation, cellular component: mitochondrial large ribosomal subunit. Gene Ontology annotation, molecular function: translation release factor activity. The record is from RefSeq and is a predicted model, not a curated record. Bases 1 to 606 code for a protein of 201 amino acids.
AUGAUCCACCCAAGAACAACAUAUUAUCCGUUCAUAUUCCGUCCGCCAUCCAGAGUGGUAUUGAAAAGUGUGAGAUCAUUCUCCUCUAGCGAUAUUCGGUCAGAUCAAGCCCCUCCGGAAUUGAUCAACUUGGAAAAAUUGGUGACUCCUUCUCACCAUUCUCUCGCCCGACAAUGGCUCGAUGGGUUCAAAUUGGAGGAUAUACCCAUUAGAGCAUAUGAAAUCAAGUAUAGCCGGUCUUCCGGUCCAGGUGGACAGCAUGUCAACAAAACGGAAUCGAAAGCUACUAUCCGAGUACCUCUAUCACCAUCUCCUUGGACUCCGGCCUUUCUUUUGUCAUCAUUGAGUAAAUCGCAUCAUUAUCUUAAAUCUAACCCUUCUCUACUCAUUUCGUCUCAAGAAACCAGGGAUCGUCGUGAGAACCUCCGUCGAGCAUUGGACAUACUUCAUCAAACUUUAUUACAAGCAGGAAGAGAAGUUGUGAUGGGUCACACUAGUGAAAAGCAGAAAGAAAGGGUGAGAGGGUUGAUCAAGGCUGAAAAAGCUAAACGGAGGGUUGACAAAACGAAACGGAGUGAAACGAAAGCGGAUCGGGGUAAUCAUUAA